Messenger RNA from Aspergillus puulaauensis, 1665 nucleotides. RefSeq lists its product as uncharacterized. The record is from RefSeq and is a predicted model, not a curated record. Lineage: Eukaryota; Fungi; Ascomycota; Eurotiomycetes; Eurotiales; Aspergillaceae. The transcript has 2 exons. The coding region runs from base 1 to 1665 and encodes 554 amino acids.
AUGAUUCCUGCAGGCUUGGCCGAGCGCCAGCAAAUAACAAACCAACAAACCAACUCUGCCGCCAGAGACAGCUUCAGUUCCAAUUGCAAUUGCACGCCCAGGCUCAGUGCAAUGCGGCGCUCUCCCACCAUAGAACCAUGGCUCCGCACCGUCGCUAUCUCGCUGAGCGCGUCCAUAGCUGAAGCCAAAUACCCCUUCUCAUCCGACGGCCCGAAAGCAACCCUCAAGAAUGACACCUCGGUGUCCUUCGACCCGCUCGGCGUUGCAGCUGUCCUGGGGAACCCGCGCGCCGACGCCAGCGCCGCAAAGCUCUACGUCCAGUUCGACAAGGAUACCUUCCACUGGCCGCACAUGUCCAUGAUCGGGGGCACGCUGCCCGCGAUGCAGAUGCUGGUCGAGUAUGUGACCUCGGGCUUACCCUCCAAGUCGCUCUCGGCGCCGAUCAAGAUGUGCGCAAAGUACAUCACCAUGAUCCCCGUGCGCUCGGACUUUGUCUUCCGCGAGCUGCCGCUGGAUUUCAGCAAUGUAUGGCUGAAUAGCCUGAUCUCCUUCCGGUCUGGGGAUAUUAACCCCGGUAAUGAUUUCAUGGUCGUGCACAUCGAUCAGGUUGCAAGGACGCCGCGCGAGGUCAGCGAUAUGGCUAGGGAUAAGAGGCUCCGGCUGAGUCUGGACCCAGGGCUAGGCCGGUGGAUGUUCGCGCGGUUGACGCUUUACCUUCUGAUUCUGGCCAACGGCGGCAUGAUCCUGGCCGCCAUGUUGAUUGGCAUUCUGGCCGCGGACGUCUGGGCGUUUACGCUGUUCUUCUUGUACGGUAGUCACUGGAUUGCGUCGGCGCUGAUAACCUUCCUGCCUAUGGUGCGGGUUUCGACGCCGGCAAUCGACCAGGAAGAAACGCCGCGGUAUGCAGCCUACGAGCGGCCCGAGGGUGGAACGGUCAUAUUCAAGGGUGCGAAGAAGAACAUGGAGGCCUGGGCGCGUACAACGUGGAAGUUCGAGCCGACGCUGGUCCAGUCAACGCUGCACUGGGUAUUCAUGGUAACGGGUGCCCUGGCUGCGUUCUCCUCGAUUGCGUGCAUGGUCAAUAUGCAUGGUUAUAUGCAGCUUGCGUUCCUGGCUGUCCUGGUCUAUGCGACCAUUGCGGAGAUUGUCGCGACCAAGAUCUCGCGGUGGCUGCAGACGAAGGCAAAGGGGGAUGUGCCGUAUGCGCUGUUGACGAAUAAAGAGAAGCGCACUGAGAGUAUCAUCUAUGCAACCUUGGCUAUUACCCCUGUUUGUCGGCUUGAAGGGUUCGAUUGGAUUACUAUGGGACUGCUUCCGAACAUGCCGGCGUUUAGUGAGAUGCAGCCUGCCCUGGCCCGGAUUAAUGCGUACCAGAAGGAGGCUGAGAAGGAAGAGAGAAGUGUUCCACGUAGUGAUGGGGAGAGGGACGCUAUUAGGGCGCAGAUGGAGGUAUAUUAUGCUGAUUACAUGACGGCGGCGUGUGAAGCAGCGGAAAAGGGCAAGGAAGACGAGGAGGCGAAGAAGGCUGCGAGGAAGGGCACAGAAGGUUUGGCUGGACGGUUAGUCGAGCAGAUGCGUGGUGCUGUAGAGGAAUGGAUUGCACAUAUGGACGAGGACGAAGUUAGGAAAACGGCGACGCCGCAGAGUGAGGCACUUGUUAAAUGA